AUGGCUUCAUCCCAUACUGUUGCGGAAAAGCUGAUUCACGCCAAGAAUGAACAAGCCAUAGGCGAGAUUUUGGAAACUCAAGCUCAAUGUUUGCAGAUGUACAAGGACACACAGCAGAAACUUGAAGCCUUCAAUGAGUUUAGCAAAGCUCGUUAUCAGAACGUCCAUAAACAUUUUGAAGCACACACCAAACUACUAAAAGAAAUGCGCAACGACCUGAAUAGCGUAUUCUCCAAGUUAAGGAAAAUCAAAUCCCAGCUUCAAGAAAAGUACCCUGAAGAAAUGGACAUUGCUUUAAAGAAAUACCCGCCUAUCGUCAUACCCGAUGAAUAG
This is a messenger RNA of Radiomyces spectabilis, 333 nucleotides long. RefSeq lists its product as uncharacterized. The record is from RefSeq and is a predicted model, not a curated record. Gene Ontology annotation, cellular component: BORC complex. Bases 1 to 333 code for a protein of 110 amino acids. Gene Ontology annotation, biological process: lysosome localization. NCBI's taxonomy places the organism in Eukaryota, Fungi, Mucoromycota, Mucoromycetes, Mucorales, Radiomycetaceae. The transcript is spliced from 3 exons.